Messenger RNA from Grosmannia clavigera kw1407, 1761 nucleotides. RefSeq names its product gamma-glutamyltranspeptidase. The transcript is spliced from 6 exons. The record is from RefSeq and is a predicted model, not a curated record. NCBI's taxonomy places the organism in Eukaryota, Fungi, Ascomycota, Sordariomycetes, Ophiostomatales, Ophiostomataceae. Gene Ontology annotation, molecular function: glutathione gamma-glutamate hydrolase. Gene Ontology annotation, cellular component: plasma membrane. Gene Ontology annotation, biological process: glutathione catabolic process. The coding region runs from base 1 to 1761 and encodes 586 amino acids.
AUGAUGCGUCUCCUAUCUGUCCCCCGGGCCUGGCUUGUCCCGCUGCUGGCUCUCGAGGCACAGCUCGCUUUGGCACUGCCGGCACUGCAGCAGCAGCAGCCCCUGCAGAGUGACGAUGGUGUCAGUUCCAAUGGCGCUGUGGCCUGCGAGAGCUCCAUCUGCUCCAAGAUUGGCAUCGACCUGAUGCGAAGGGGGGGCAACGCUGCCGACGCCAUGGUCGGCACCACCCUCUGCGUCGGCGUCAUCGGCAUGUAUCACUCUGGCAUUGGCGGUGGCGGUUUCAUGCUUGUCCGCAGUCCUGCCGGCGAGUACGAGGUCGUCGACUUCCGCGAAACUGCGCCCGCUGCUGCCCACAAGCACAUGUACGACGGCAACAACGAGGGCGCCCUGUUUGGUGGCUUGGCCGUCGCCAUCCCGGGCGAGUUGCGCGGCCUUGAGUACUUGCACCAGAAAUACGGUUCGCUUCCGUGGGAGGUUGUCGUCACGCCGGCCGUCCACGUCGCCCGCGACGGUUUUCCCGUGUCCGAAGACCUGGUCAAGUUCAUGACCUACAAUCCCGAUACCGUCCGGCUCCUGGUCGAGGAUCCCGUCUGGGCCCAGGACUUUGCCCCCAACGGCACGCUGCUGCAGCUGGGCGACACCAUCACCCGCGCACGCUAUGCUGAUACUCUAGAGCAGGUAGCGAAGCACGGGGCGGAUGUGUUCUACAGCGGGCCGAUUGCCGAAUCGAUGGUCGAGGCCAUCCAGGCGAGCAACGGGACGGCCACGCUGGCCGACUUUGCCGGCUAUGCGGCCAUUGUGCGGGCGGCCGUGCAGGGCCAGUACCGAGGCCGCCGGCUGUUUGCGACGGGUGCGCCGUCGUCGGGCGCCGUGACGCUGUCGGUCCUGCAGACGCUGGACGAGUAUCCGCGGCCGGACGCGACUGACGCGGCCGAUGCUGAUGCCGACACCAACGUGACGACGCACCGGUUCGACGAGGCCCUGCGCUUUGGCUACGGCGCGCGCACGCAUCUGGGCGACCCAGCCUACGUCGCCGGCGCAGCUGCCUACGAGGCUGCCAUGCUCACGGCAGCACACGCAGCCACGACGCGCCGGCAGAUCCGUGACGACCGCACGCUGCCCGUCGCGGCUUACAACCCGGCCGGUUCGUUUGCUUCGCCAAGUCACGGGACUAGUCACGUGUCCACGGCGGAUCGCAGCGGUCUCGCCGUCAGCAGCACCACCACGAUCAACACCAUCUUCGGAUCCCGCCUCAUGGACGCGGCCUCGGGCGUGAUCCUGAACAACGAGAUGUGCGACUUCUCCAUCCCGGGCGCCCGCGACGCCUUUGGCUACCCGCCCAGCCCCGGCAACUACGCCCGUCCCGGCAAGCGACCGCUCAGCUCAACUACCCCCCUCAUGGCCGAAGAGUGGGAUCCGACCUCUGGCUCCUGGCGCCUCGCCCUCGUCACCGGCGCCGCGGGCGGUAGCCGCAUCAUCUCUGCUACCGCCCAGGUCGUCUGGCACGUCCUCGAACACGGCCUCGGCAUCGCUGCCGCCCUCGCUAUGCCCCGCCUCCACGAUCAGCUCGCGCCCAACCAGGUCGUCUUCGAGGCCGCCUACGAUAACCGCACCGUCACCGCCCUCGCUGCCCGUGGCCACCAUGUCGCCUGGACUGCCGAAUAUGCCAGCGCCGCCCAGGGAAUCCAGAUCUUGCCGGGCGGCCGCUUCGACGCUGCCGGCGAGCCGCGCCAGAAGAACAGCGGUGGCGAGGUGUUUUAG